ACCGCUUUCCACGUUCACUCUCUACUUUAUCUUCUUCUCCGGGUCCUUGGGUCCUUGCCAUCAAUCUCCGCGUAGCUUCCACAUUUUACCAACUCUGCCCUCCUCUUAUUCCACAAACCGCGUCUCUCAAGAGUAAUAUCCGUCAUUCCAUUAUUCUCUUGUCCUUCUUCUUCGCACCCUUUUGAGUACAAGUGAUGCAGAUUUAACUAGCUAGCUUUCGCUGAAAAUGGCUGAAAACGGCGAAGAGAAAUUACUGGCUGUGGCGCGGCACAUAGCGAAAACGCUGGGCCACAACAACAACAUGGCUGAUGAUAUUCUUCAAAUAUUCUCCAACUUCGAUGGAAGGUUCUCGAAGGAGAACCUGUCAGAGAAGGUUGCAGAUGCUGAUCCCAGGGCCUGCGCCGUACUGGAUCACUCCCUCAAGUCACUUGACCUCCGGAUCUCUCACUACGUCUCCUCCGACCGCCCUAUCUGGGCGGAUUCGGCCGACGCCGCUGCUUUCCUCGACGCCGUCGACGACCUCAUCGCCACUGUCUCCGAGUGGAACCACCUUGCCUCCGACAAGGCCGUCGCCGCGUGCCUCGUCCGCGCUGAGGACAUGCUCCAGCACGCCAUGUUCCGCCUCGAGGAUGAGUUCCGAUCCCUCAUGGAGCGCGGCGGCGAGUCGUUCGACCUAACUCGGCCGUACCGGAACGGCGAGUCAACGGAGAACUUACCGUUUGACUCGGAGGAAGAGGAUGAAGAAGUUGACGAAGAAGCCAGGAACGGAGGAGGAGAAGCGGAGGAAUUGAUUCCUGUGGCGUUGCCGGUCACCGACUACGACAUCGUGAUCGAUGCGCUUCCGUCGGGGACGAUCAACGACCUUCACGAGAUCGCAAAGCGCAUGGUUGCAGGAGGGUUCGGGAAGGAGUGCUCGCACGUGUACAGCAGUUGCCGAAGGGAGUUCUUGGAGGAAAGCCUGUCGAGAUUAGGGUUACAGAAGCUAAGCGUCGAGGACGUUCACAAGAUGCCAUGGCAGGAACUCGAAGACGAGAUUGAAAGAUGGAUUAAGGCUUCCAACGUCUCUCUAAAGAUACUGUUCCCUAGCGAGCGGCGACUCUGCGACCGCGUAUUCUUCGGGUUCUCUUCUGCUGCUGACUUCUCUUUCAUGGAGGUUUGCAGGGGAUCGACAAUUCAGUUGCUGAAUUUCGCCGAUGCCGUCGCUAUUGGGAGCCGUUCGCCGGAGCGAUUGUUCAAGAUCCUUGAUGUGUUCGAGACAUUGCGUGACUUAAUUCCUGAGUUUGAGUCUCUGUUUUGUGAUCAGUACAGUGUGUCGCUCAGGAACGAAGCAAUCACAAUUUGGAAGAGGUUGGGGGAAGCAAUCAGAGGAAUUUUCAUGGAGUUGGAGAAUCUGAUUCGCCGUGAUCCGGCAAAGUCGGCGGUUCCCGGUGGUGGACUUCAUCCAAUUACUCGCUACGUGAUGAACUACCUUCGUGCAGCUUGCCGGUCACGGCAGGCCCUGGAGCAAGUGUUUGAAGACUAUGGGUUUCCGUUGAGAGAAUACCCCAAGCUUGAUGAUAGAGUUCCGCCCUCUUCUUCUCUGUCAGUGCAAAUGGAUUGGAUAAUGGAGCUUUUGGAGAGCAAUUUGGAAGCAAAAUCCAAAAUCUACAAAGACCCUGCUUUGUGCUAUGUUUUCUUGAUGAAUAACGGCAGGUACAUAGUUCAGAAGACCAAAGAUAGUGAAUUGGGAACCCUUUUGGGUGAUGAUUGGAUCCGAAAACACACUGCAAAAGUUCGGCAAUACCAUGUGCACUAUCAAAGAAGCUCAUGGAAUAAGGUGCUGGGGUUUCUGAAGCCUGACAGCAAUGGAUCAGUGCCGCCUAAUGUCGCAGCUAAGUCUAUGAGAGAGAAGCUCAAGUCGUUUAACAUGCUGUUUGGGGAAAUAUGCAGGGUUCAGUCUUCAUGGUUUGUCUAUGAUGAACUGCUUAGGGAAGAUAUAAGAAUUUCCCUUGAGAAAAUUUUGUUGCCAGCUUAUGGAAACUUCAUUGGGAGGUUCCAGAGUAUUCCAGAACUUGGUAAGCAUGCUGAUAAGCAUAUUAAGUAUGGAACGGAGGACAUUGAAGCACGACUCAAUGAUUUGUUUCGGGGAAGCACUGGAUCAAGUGCUAGCCGAAAGUGAAGGUAAAGCUGCUAUUUUGUGUGUGUAUGUAUUUGUAGUGUAAUUAGAAAUUUAGAAUACAGAGUUUUGGUUAUCAAAACGUUUGUUGUAAGAGAUUUGGAGCCUUGUGCUAUAAAUACCUGUGUUGUACUAUAUGUAUUCUGAUAAAAUUUAUGGAAAAUCGAAAAGGAUUUUGAAGUUAAUAGCCAUUUUAGUGACGAAAUUAACAUUUUUGUUGUAACAUUGAGGUGUUUCUUUUGGUU
This is a messenger RNA of Gastrolobium bilobum, 2400 nucleotides long. Its product is annotated as exocyst complex component EXO70B1-like. Gene Ontology annotation, cellular component: exocyst. Lineage: Eukaryota; Viridiplantae; Streptophyta; Magnoliopsida; Fabales; Fabaceae. Gene Ontology annotation, biological process: exocytosis. Gene Ontology annotation, molecular function: phosphatidylinositol-4,5-bisphosphate binding. Bases 227 to 2158 code for a protein of 643 amino acids. The record is from RefSeq and is a predicted model, not a curated record. The transcript has a single exon.